Molecule: messenger RNA, 2147 nt
Organism: Westerdykella ornata
Lineage: Eukaryota; Fungi; Ascomycota; Dothideomycetes; Pleosporales; Sporormiaceae
Product: Nop domain-containing protein
Exons: 1
Coding region: 86-1876 (596 amino acids)
Biological process (GO): spliceosomal tri-snRNP complex assembly; mRNA splicing, via spliceosome
Cellular component (GO): U4 snRNP; precatalytic spliceosome; U4/U6 x U5 tri-snRNP complex
Source: RefSeq, a predicted model, not a curated record
CCCAUUUCUUCCAUAGCGUCACCACGUUCAGCACUUGAUCACUUUAACAUACAGCAAGAGAAAGAGGAGGGAAACUCACCUCAUCAUGGCGACGCUCGAACAGGAGCUCCUGGCGGAUUUCGCUGAUUCCGGCUCCGAGGGCGAGGGCGAGGGCGGAGAUCUGGGGCUCGAUGCGCGCAACGAUGUCGACCAGCUGGAGAAGGACUUCGGAGGCGGCUCGUCGGCCGGCGAAGAGAAUGAGCAGGAGGACGACGACGAGGAAAUGGCAGAUGAGGAGGCGGAAUACGCGGAAGAGCAGAAAAAGCAGAAGGGCCCUGCGGACAUUCGCGGUGCGGCGAGUUUGCUGAACAAGCUGCAGCGCGUGUUGCGGGAGAUUGAGCAGACGAAAGAGCGCAUGGAGGGCUUGAUGGACGGCGAGUCGAUUGAGGAACAUCCCGAGUACAGGCUCCUGACACAGGCGAACGAGUUCUCGACGCAGAUUGAUGGGGAGAUUGCGGCGGUGCACAAGUUCAUUCGAGACCAUUACUCGAUUCGUUUUCCGUACCUGGAAGAGCUCAUCAAGAACCCUGUGGACUAUGCGAAGACGGUCGCGAUUAUCAAGAAUGGCCCCUUGGAUGAUAUCAAGACCAUCUCGCAGAGUGCAGACAAUCUGGUUGGCGUGCCGCUAAAGAGCAUCCUCGAUGGACCUUCACUCAUGGUCGUCACCGUCGAAGCUACACGCGCCAUCGGACGCGACCUAACCACCACCGAACUCGAUGCCAUCCUCGAAGCCUGCACCCUCCUGCUGAAGCUCGACCAGGCCAAGCGCGUACUGACACAAUUCGUACAAUCCCGCAUGAACGUCUUCGCGCCCAACCUGACCGCCCUGAUCGGCUCCGAAACCGCCGCCCAAUUCAUCGGCUUCACCGGCGGCCUAACGGGCCUCGCGAAGACGCCCGCCUGCAACAUCCCACCGCUAGGCUCCAACAAGGCCAGCGGCCUCGGCUUCUCGACAAACGUCGGCAUCCGCCAACAAGGCUACCUCUACCACAGCCCCAUCAUCCGCACCGUGCGCCAGGACCUCAAGAAACAAGCCAUGCGCAUCGUGGCCGCCAAAGUCAUCCUCGCCGCCCGCAUCGACAUGGUGCACCAAUCCCCCGACGGCUCCAUGGGCCAGCAGCUCCGCGCCGAAUGCGAGCGCCGCCUGGACAAACUCACCGAACCGCCCAAGAACAAAGGCGUCCGCGCCCUACCGGCACCAGACGACAAGCCGGCGCGCAAACGCGGCGGCCGUAGAGCACGCAAGGCGAAGGAAGCGACCGCCAUGACUGAGCUGCGUAAAGCGCAGAACAGAAUGGCAUUCGGUAAAGAGGAGAAGGAAGUCGGAUACGGAACGGGGGAUACCACGCGCGGACUCGGCAUGAUCGGCGCGACCGACAGCGGGCGGCUCCGCUCGCAGCAAAUCGACCAGCGCACGCGCGCCAAACUGUCCAAGAAGAAUCCCGGUUGGGGCGGCGAUACGGCGCUCGGGGCUGCGUCGUCGCUCAAGGGGUUCGGCACGGGCGGGACGGCGACGACGCUGCGGGCGCAGGGGCUCCGGACCGCGGGCGUGGGCGGAGGCGCGCUGGGUACGUCGUCGAUUGCGUUUACGCCUGUGCAGGGGUUGGAGCUCGUGGAUCCAAAGGUCAGGGAUGAGAUGUCGAGGAAGAGGAAGGCGGAGGAGGAUCGGUGGUACAAGGGUGGGACCUUCACGCAGAUUGGGGGAGCCGCGCAGCAGCGGAAUGGGAAUGCCAAUGGGAAUGGAAGUGCGAAUGCGAAUGCGGCGGUCAAGGUGGAUAGUGCGGGGUUCAAGGUGCCGAGUUUGCCGGUUAAGAAGAGGAAGGUGGAUGGGGAGUAGGUUUUAUAGAAGGGAUGGGGGAGAGGUACAUGUUCAGCAUAUGGGUUUGAGGGAUCGUGGUUAGGGAAGGGAGGGUACGGUGAUGGUUGGCGUUCAGGGUAGUCUGGGAGCGGGUUUACAGUGUAUCAUUUGGUCAUGCAUAGGGCGGCGUUAUGUAAAGGUAACUGUCGAGCGAAGGCAAUGGGCAUUUUCUGUUCACUUGAUGGCCUUUCCUGGCCAUGGUAGAUAUCCCACAUAAGAUCAAUGUAUGAAUGAAAGGAAAGCUGAGAGC